AAAUGUAACUAAAUAUGUUGCUAUUUGGUUUUUGUAAGUUAAAAAGUUAAAGAUUGAUCAAAUUUUAUAGAUACUUUCCGCUUCAUGUUUCCUGUUUAUAUCUUACUAUAUGACAGGACAACCAAUGGAAUAUGAAAGAAUUUUAAAGGUAUGGAGCAUUUGCCUGUUAAUUACGAUACUUGGACAAACAAGUGGGAUAUUUGGAGGCGUAGUUUUUGGUACUGAGUUAGGUAUGUUUUUAAUACCGAUAUGCAGUUUACCAUUAUUGCUAUUCUCUGGAUUUUUCUUGAAAUUAAAUGAAAUGCCGACAUAUCUGCAGUCAAUAAGCUUUUCAAGUUUUUUCAGAUUUGCAUAUGAAGGAAUAAUGCAGGCGAUCUAUCUUGACCGACCAAAACUGUUAUGCUCUGAAGCCUAUUGUCAUUUGCGUUCUUCAAACAAAAUUCUUUCAUUAAUGGGUAUGCCAACAGUGCCAUUUUACCUAACUCUGAUAAUACUUGGUUCUUGGAUACUUUGUUUACACAUGAUCGUUUAUGCAACACUUCUAUGGAAAAUUUAUUAUGCAAAAAAGUAAUGUAUUUAAAGUAAUUAAUUUUUAUCUCAAAUGAAA
Molecule: messenger RNA, 607 nt
Organism: Acromyrmex echinatior (Panamanian leafcutter ant)
Lineage: Eukaryota; Metazoa; Arthropoda; Insecta; Hymenoptera; Formicidae
Product: ATP-binding cassette sub-family G member 1-like
Biological process (GO): transmembrane transport
Cellular component (GO): plasma membrane
Molecular function (GO): ABC-type transporter activity; ATP binding; ATP hydrolysis activity
Source: RefSeq, a predicted model, not a curated record